AGACACAUACAAUAAAAAGUCAAAGGCUCAGUUUUCCGACGGUACUGAACAAUUAUUUCCAGGGAUAUAUCAUUCAAUUCAGAAUGAACAGAAGAGCAGUUCUUACAAUUUUAUUGAUGAUAUCAUGCACGGUUAAUGGCCAAAUUGGACGAAACGUCCAAAUGCCGGACAUUAUGUUAAAGACAACACAAAUGGAUAGACAACUGCAGCAACAUGGUUCAACUGUACAGCCAUUUGCUGACGUGAUUAAAGUAGGAAAUUUCCAAGUAGUCGUUAAUGAGGAACUCAGGAACCUGAUGAAAACGUACGAUAUCGCAACGGAAGAAAUCAGACAGAUGCUGAAAAAAUACGCACAAGGAGAAGAAGCCACCAUAACUAAAACGAGACACAAUGAUAUCGGAGCUCAAGAGGUAAUUACACUUGAUUUGGAGAACUUCAUAACAAAAAGCCGACCGAGGAGUGCAGUAAUAAACAACAAAGCCUCUCCCUUUCCCGGGGAAUCUACCCAGAGAUCAAUGAUGUCUGACGUCAGAACUGACGUCAUAAGAUCUGCAAAACCAAGACAAAGGCAACAAAUAGACACAAGAACAUUCCUUCUUGAGUGGUUAAGAUACCGCCAAGCCCUCCUUCAAGCUAGUCUCAAUGCAUACCGAAACGAUAUUUAAUAAAACAAAAUGUACAUGAA
Messenger RNA from Saccostrea cuccullata (small rock oyster), 685 nucleotides. RefSeq lists its product as uncharacterized. The coding region runs from base 84 to 665 and encodes 193 amino acids. The transcript is spliced from 4 exons. The record is from RefSeq and is a predicted model, not a curated record. NCBI's taxonomy places the organism in Eukaryota, Metazoa, Mollusca, Bivalvia, Ostreida, Ostreidae.